Molecule: messenger RNA, 1112 nt
Organism: Chiloscyllium plagiosum (whitespotted bambooshark)
Lineage: Eukaryota; Metazoa; Chordata; Chondrichthyes; Orectolobiformes; Hemiscylliidae
Source: RefSeq, a predicted model, not a curated record
AUUCCAAUAUUCCGGUCGUUUUGUGCUAUGUUUACAGAGAUAUCCUGUUCUUCUAGGAAUUGGAUGACUUGAACAUAUGGGGCCUUAACAUUUUCCGAAUUUCCGAGUUCUCGAACAACCGGCCGCUCAGCUGCAUCAUGUACGCUAUUUUCCAGGAGAGAGACUUGAUGAAGACCUUCAGGAUUCCAGUUGACACUUUCCUCACAUACAUAAUGACACUGGAGGAUCAUUACCAUGCUGAUGUCGCGUACCACAACAGUUUGCAUGCAGCUGAUGUUACUCAGUCCACACAUGUACUGCUGUCUACCCCAGCCCUCGAUGCCGUCUUUACCGAUCUAGAGACACUCGCUGCAUUGUUUGCUGCUGCAAUUCACGAUGUGGAUCACCCAGGCGUUUCCAAUCAGUUCCUCAUCAACACCAAUUCUGAGCUGGCACUAAUGUACAAUGAUGAAUCUGUCCUGGAGAACCAUCACCUCGCUGUGGGCUUCAAACUGCUCCAGGAGGAAAACUGUGACAUAUUCCAGAAUCUCCCCAAACGACAGCGGCAAAGUCUACGCAAGAUGGUCAUUGACAUGGUUCUGGCAACAGACAUGUCAAAACACAUGAGUCUCCUCGCAGACCUGAAAACUAUGGUAGAGACAAAGAAAGUGACGAGCUCAGGGGUCCUCCUGCUUGACAACUACACUGACAGGAUCCAGGUGAUGAGAAAUAUGGUUCACUGUGCUGACCUGAGUAAUCCUACCAAACCACUGGAGUUGUACCGGCAGUGGACAGAUCGCAUCCUGGAAGAGUUUUUCCGUCAGGGAGACAAAGAAAGAGAGCGCGGCAUGGAGAUCAGCCCAAUGUGUGACAAACACACAGCCUCAGUGGAAAAGACGCAGGUGGGAUUCAUUGACUACAUAGUGCACCCACUGUGGGAGACAUGGGGUGACCUCGUGCACCCUGAUGCCCAGGAUAUCCUGGACACACUUGAGGACAACAGGUACUGGUACCAGAGUAUGAUCCCACAGAGCCCCUCACCACCACUGGAUGACCCCAGCCAGGGAGAAGAGGUUUGCACUGACAAGUUCCAGUUUGAACUGACACUGGAGGAAGAAGAGGAAUCAGAUCGA